Aspergillus aculeatus ATCC 16872 is the source of this 408-nucleotide messenger RNA. Its product is annotated as complex I NDUFA12 subunit family protein. Gene Ontology annotation, biological process: mitochondrial respiratory chain complex I assembly; response to oxidative stress. The record is from RefSeq and is a predicted model, not a curated record. Lineage: Eukaryota; Fungi; Ascomycota; Eurotiomycetes; Eurotiales; Aspergillaceae. The transcript is spliced from 6 exons. Bases 1 to 408 code for a protein of 135 amino acids. Gene Ontology annotation, cellular component: membrane.
AUGUCGACUAUUCUUCGUACGCUGCGCAACUUGCGGCGUAUUGGCUUCAAGGAAUAUGGCCACCAGAUGAACGUAUGUGACACCAAGGCCGGUACCUUGAUUGGCACUGAUCGUUACGGAAACAAGUUCUACGAGAACAUGGAGGAAGAGCUUCCUCUCCGUACGCGCUGGGUGGAUUACAAGGAGCAUGAAUACGACCCUUCUCAGAUCGAGCCCGGAUGGCACGCUUGGAUCUCCUACAUGGUCGAUGCCCCCCCUACAGUAGACAGGGCCCUGCAGACUGGCGUCCGCGCUUGGGAGCUGCCUGAACACAGACCCACCCUGACCCUGAGCCGCGCUGCUUUCAAGACCUACUCGACCACCCGCCCUAAGUACUCUGCUUGGACCCCCGUUGCGGCUCCCCGGUAG